UACCCCCUGUGUCUAUCUUGUGUUGCCAGCUAGGUAAAUGCUAUCGGCAGAUUCCACAAAAAUUAUUCAGGGGUUUGUGGACACUAAACUGUCACUAUUUCUAAAGUAAGUCUGUGUAUUAAUUUCGCUAUUGCCAUUUAAACGGCCUUGAGCACCUCAAUUUCAUGGAAAGUGUCUGUUUAUUUACAUUACCGAUGGAAAGUGAGGCAAGUUUGUAACGAAAGUGCGACAAGCACAGGGGGUGGGCAAGCCUAGCGGUGUAUUGUGGGAGAGACAGCAGCUACAGACCAGAGGCACACAAUAUGUGCUGGCUCUCGCCUAAAAGGAGGCAGUAUUCUUCAAGCUAAAUCAUGUAAUGUAAACGGCAAAAGGAAAGCGAUUUCAUCUUUUCGUCAAUUAAAAAAACACUCGAUCGGACGAACAAUGUCCAAGCCAGGGGAGAGGAACAGAUUGAACGAAGACCAUGGCAGAAAGCAGAGUUCAAGUUUGGCGAACGGCAUGGACAGUCAUCCCGUCUGUGGCUCGGCGGAGAAGCGGAGUCACCACUGGAGAAGUUACAAGUUGAUAAUCGACCCGGCGCUGAAGAAGGGAUCGCACAAACUGUACCGCUACGAUGGACAGACUUUCAGCAUGCCUAACCCCGGGAUACCACCGGUGGACAUCGUCCGGGACCCGAGGAUCGGUCGUCUUUGGACCAAAUACAAAGAGACGGACCUGCCGGUGCCGAAAUUUAAGAUCGACGAGUGUUACAUCGGCCCGGUCCCUCCAAAAGAGGUGACUUUCGCCAGGCUAAACGACAACAUCAGAGAAGGAUUUCUUACCGACAUGUGCAAAAAAUUCGGAGAGAUCGAGGAGGUUGAGAUCCUGUACAAUCCGAAGAACAAAAAGCACCUAGGAAUAGCCAAAGUUGUUUUUGAAACCGUGAAGUCAGCCAAGGUGGCUGUUCAGUCGCUUCACAACACGUCUGUGAUGGGAAACAUCAUCCACGUGGAGCUGGACCCAAAAGGUGAGAAUCGCCUUAGAUACUUCCAGCUUUUGAUGAAUGGCAGCUAUACUCCACGGACGCUGCCUGUUGGUGGAGAGGAAGCCAGAGAAGUUUCACCUCGGAGCCUGGCAGAAGCUUUGCUGGCCUGCGAACCCAUCCGCAGGUUAUCGGAGAGCAGCUUGUCUGCUGUUGGAGGAGCAUUGCCAUCCAGCAGCUCCACAACCCCUCUGAGUCUGGAGACAGGCUACUCCAGCCUAAGGCAGGACACGCCUCAGUCCCAGGGAACCCCUCACACCCCACGCCAGGCAGGAACACCUUUCUCUCAAGACUCCAGUUACUCCAGUCGGCAGUCCACACCUGCGUAUCAGUCCAGCCGUCCUGAAAGCUCCGGAAGCUACAAGUCUCGCAGACACGAGAGUAAGUUCCAGGAUGCGUACAACCGCAGACCGGAGCGGCCUCAAUAUCGCAGCAACAUGUAUCGAAGCACAUCAUCUGAACAAGCUCCUUUUAAACUACACCAGCUCACCCCACCUGAACCUCCACCAUCAACCCCUUCCUUCAACUACACUGCCCCUCCUCCUGCAACGCCUAACUUUAAGUCAGCCUUUUCACCCUACCAGGCUCCUUUGCCUCCUGCCUUCCCCCCAUCAGAGCCAGCUUUCCAUCACCCAGCCCAAAGGGAGGGUGAGUACCUCCGACCACCACAGCCACCACUGGCAGCUGCCACAGACUUUUUACCCAUCAAGGAGAGACCAGAAACUCCUCCAAUCCCAGAGCCGCCACCAGAACCCGUACCCCAUCCGACUACCCCUCCUCCUCAAACACCAGAGGGCUGCCCCUCACCAGGCUCACCGGUGCUGGAUCCAGAGCGUAACAGCCUGGAUUCCCGCAUUGAAAUGCUUCUCAAGGAAAAAAGGACAAAAUUGCUGCCAUUUCUUGAGGAGCGAGACUCGGACAAUGAGGUGCGAAUGGAGGGAAGUCCCAUUUCCUCCUCAUCCUCUCAGCUAUCACCAAUCCCACCCUACCCCAGCGGUUCUCAAGGUGGGCAGCCAAAUUCCCGUCCCUCUAGCACAGGCUUGGAGGAUAUCAGCCCGACACCACUGCCAGACUCGGAUGAUGACGAGCCCAUUACUGGAACUGCCUCAUUGAUUAAGAGAAUAAGCUCUCCUGUUCAUGAGAAGGCAAACAACAAUGACCUCAAAGAUGGACCUUUUCGAGGCCAUACUCCCACUGAUAAAAUGGACACGGGGCAUCAGUCGUCAGGAGAAGAUAUGGAAAUCUCUGAUGACGAGAUGCCAGGGGCACCAAUAACCAGUGGAGACUGUGGCAAGGACAUUGUUGUAAACUCUGCAGUAUCCCCAAUGCAGACCAUUCCCAUCCACCCUGCUGGCUACCACCCCUUACAACACCAAGCCGGUUUUCCCAUCCCGCAUCCUCACCUGGCCCCUCACUCUGCCGUGCCUCACCUGGCUGGUCACCCUGGAGUGCCUCCCCAUAUGCUUCCACAUAUGGGUCACUACCCUACUGGCAUGAUGUCGCUGAUGCAAAUGGAGCUGAUGAAUUGCCUACGGUGGGAGCACUGGAGCACGGUCCCCAUGUCCUUCCAAAUGCAGCAACAGAUGCUGAGUCGUAUGGCUCAGACUAGAGGGCCCUAUCCAUACCCUCAUUUUAUUGAUGGUGGUGCAUCUGGGCCAUUUGGGGGGCCCUACCCACCUCUCUCUAUGGGUGCUACACCUGCUAAUACAGGAGCACUCGAUCAACAGUGGCAGCAUUCCAGUUUACCAAAGUUCAAUCCAACGGUUCCUCCUCCUGGGUAUGAGACAAAGAAGGAGGAUCCCCACAAGGCCACUGUUGAUGGCGUGCUGCUGGUCAUUGUCAAAGAGCUGAAGGCCAUCAUGAAGAGGGACCUUAAUCGCAAAAUGGUUGAGGUGGUGGCUUUCAGAGCUUUCGAUGAGUGGUGGGAUAAGAAGGAACAUUCAGCAAAGACAACUUUGACUCCAGUGAAGGGUGCUGAAGUAAAAGAAGAAGACAGACCCAAACCCAAUAAGACGAUUGGUUCCAGUCUGCUUGAAAACUGGAACAAGGGUGAAGGGCUUGGUUACGAGGGAAUGGGUCUUGGAAUUGGUUUGCGAGGAGCCAUUCGCUUACCCUCCUUCAAGGUAAAAAGGAAGGAUCCACCUGAGGCUGCUGCAGCAGGAGACAGUAAACGAGCCAGACCGUCCACCCCUGUGGAUGACGAGUUGGAGGAUGAAGACCGGGAUCGAGAUGCAGCUGAGUUCCCUUUGGAUGAUUCCAAAAUGGAUGGCGACGGCACAUCAGCAAAACGACGGCGCGCGCGACCACUUGAAUUGGACAGUGAGGGAGAGGAGGAGGCGGACACAUCAGGAAAGGAGGAGUCAUUGUCUGACAGGGAGGAUGAGGAGCCAGAUCAAGUGAAAGCUACAGACAGGCUCUCGGCGGGCAAGAAGAGUGGUGAUGAGGAGAGUGAUGAUGAAGAGGAUAGAGACUCAUCCAGUGGCAGUGCAUCCUCAGAUUCAUCUGAUGAUGAAGCUGAGAGUUCAGCUUCCUCCAAAGCCAGCUCAGACUCCUCAGCAGUAAGUUCAGACUCUUCGGCAGAAAGCUCAUCCUCUGAGUACGAGUUAAGCUCAGAAGAGGAAGAGGAGGAAGAAAAAGAGACAAAAGCAACAGAUGUAGAGGAUGGCAAAGAUGCAGAUUCGUCCUCCUCUUCUUCAUCCUCUUCAUCUUCAUCCUCUGAUGAGGAGGACAGGGAUGCAGACGUCAAACCUCCAAGUCCUCCAACAGGACCAGUCAGGGAGAUCAAGGAGGAGUCAAAGGACAGGGAAGAGCUAAGUACCAAGUUUGUACGCAGGCCUCCCAGUCCAAAGGAGGAGGAGGUAGAGGACCUACAGCCACCAUCAGUUAAAGGUGUCCCAGUCAAAGGGCAAGACAUCCAUGUCCAUGGCAACAUCAUAGUGAAGUCUGAACCUCUGGAGCAUGUAGCAAACCUUCGGCCACCCACUCCCACAGGAGCCCUGAUUGAGAGUGACCGGGAAACUAAACCCCAAGGUAAAGCAGAGUCUGAACAAGUACCCUGCACCCCUGGUCGAUUAACCGCUUCCCACUUAGAUCCAAACACACCUGUCCCCAAAUCAGGCUCCACAUCUUUAAUUCACCUCCCCCUCCCUCCUCACCCUACAGUAGAAGGUCGUUCCCUCCUCCACCCACCCACUGGUCCCCUGCCUGACUUCCCCCAGCGGCCCAGGCUCCCUACAGAUGAGGAUAUCCCUCGCACUCCGGGCAGGGACUUGAUGGAGCGUGCCCGAGGUCUGGGGAAAUCCCAGAGCACUGACACCGUGCCCAUCACACCUGGUAGUGAUGCCCCUCUAACAGGUAGCAGUCUGUUGCUUAGCUCCCCUCACAUCCCCGGUAGUCCAUUUUCCUACCCUGCACAGUCCCCAGUUCUUAGUGCUGGAAUCCCUCGUACUCCAGGAAGAGACUUAACAUUCACCCCUGUCUUCCCUGACCCCACAGCGCUGGCACUUAAUAGGAACAUAUCCUCUGACAGCCUCGAUGAUAGACCAGUUUUUAAAGAGCCACCCAUCAACACCGUGCCAAACCAGGCCCUGUCAGCUGGCACAGAGCAUUCAGCCAGCCUCCUUGAAGGUCUACCUACUGGUCUCUCUGUAGACAUCUCUGAACCAUCAGACACCACCCUGUCAAAGAAGAAACCUGGACGACCCAAAGGCAAAAAGAUCUCGUCUGCAGAGGAUGAGUCUUUAGAGCUCUCCUCUGAUUCCACAGCUCUUUCUCAGGAAGCACAUCUGGGAGAUUUAUCAAUACAAAUGUUGUCUGCUAAGUCACCCAAACACCCAAGCCUGGACUUCCGGGAAGGAGAAGGAGACCCUCAGACCAUGUUACUUGCUGAAGAUGGCUUCCUCUCUUAUAAAGAGGAGGCACCUGUGGCCACGAAGCCGGCUCGGAGGACGCGGCGGUGCUGGGAGGAGAUACUGUUGGGCAGCCUGUCACCCGUAACCACACCACCCCGGUCAUUUUUCAGCCCACGCUCUGAAUUUGAAGAGAUGACCAUUCUGUAUGACAUCUGGAAUGAAGGUAUAGAUGAGGAGGACAUACGGCUCCUGCAGAUCACGUAUGACAAGAUGCUCCAGCAGGAUAACGGCAAUGACUGGCUAAAUGACACGCUCUGGGUCAACCAUCCUCCUACCAACAUCCCUGGAGUGAAGAAAAAGAGGAGAGACGAUGGCAUGAGGGAUCACACAACCGGCUGUGCGCGAAGUGAGGGAUAUUACAAAAUUGACAAGAAGGACAAGAUCAAGUAUCUACAGAGCACACGACUACAGUCAGAGGAGCCACCGGUGGACACACAGGGUAUGAGUAUUCCCGCACAGGUCCACGCCUCCACCAGAGCUGGCUCAGAGCGCCGGUCAGAGCAACGACGUUUGCUGUCAUCGUUCGCAUGCGACAGUGACCUGCUCAAGUUUAACCAGUUGAAGUUCCGUAAGAAGAAGAUCAGAUUCUGUAAAUCACACAUCCACGAGUGGGGUCUGUUUGCUAUGGAGCCAAUUGCUGCAGAUGAGAUGGUAAUUGAGUACGUGGGCCAGAACAUCAGACAGGUGAUUGCCGACAUGAGAGAGAAGCGCUAUGAAGAGGAGGGUAUUGGUAGCAGCUACAUGUUCCGGGUAGACCACGACACCAUCAUAGAUGCUACCAAGUGUGGCAACUUUGCCCGUUUCAUCAACCACAGCUGCAAUCCUAACUGUUAUGCAAAAGUCAUCACAGUGGAGUCACAGAAGAAGAUUGUGAUCUACUCCAGACAGCAGAUUAAUGUCAACGAGGAAAUCACUUACGACUACAAGUUCCCCAUCGAGGACGAGAAGAUCCCAUGUUUGUGUGGGGCAGAGAACUGCAGGGGAACGCUUAAUUAACGUCCAGUCCAGGUCAGAAAAAUCUCCCAUGUGGUGGAAAAGCACUGGCUGUUAAGUUUCUGUGACUUUUUGCCAGAACCUGGACAAGGAGGAAUGGAUUUAAGUGAGGAGGAAAGGUGUUGAGUCACCUGGAUAGAGCUAAGCUACCUGUACGGCACCCUCCAUACUUUAAACUUUAGAUUGUUUACGAUUUAUGGUGCUCUUAACAGGGAAAACGCAUGGUUUUUCUUUGUGUGAACACACACCUUGCUGGUGCAGCAUUUUCUCCUCUCAUCUCAGCAUUAGACAGUAUUUCAACAUGAGUCCUUCCACAUCCAUUCUGGUUUGUGCAAAAUCUUGAGACCUUCUCUCAUUUUUCUCAUAAGCUUUAUCCACACAUGUGGUACAAAACAAUAGAAACACAUGUUCAGCUGCUUACAAACACUGUUGAGACGCACAAAUCUCCACAAGGUGGAAGGGAGGGGGAGGACUUCCAUCCAGCAGCAGGUGGCAGGACAGCGAAGUUCCUCGCUGCUACCUCUGCAUCACUUUCCCCUGAAAUCAAACUAAAACAAAGCAUCUCGAGCAACACAAAAUGGUUAAAUCAUGCUGCAAAAACCUGGAAUAUUCAAACAACUCUCCAACUUCCACGAGCUAAAAAUGGAUCAUGCUGCUUCCUAUUAGUUUAUGCAAAAGGUUAUGAUGAGGUGCAGAAUUUGCAUUAAUCAUUUUCCAGUGUUCUUUUUUGUUUGUUUGUUUUUGUUUUUUCGGUUUAUUUUGGUAGUUUUCUUCAUGCUUUUUUUUCUCCUUUCAAAGACACUAUGUGUGUGCUUCAGUGUGAAUGAGGCUCAAUUGAGAUGAUAGUUUCGUGAUGGUUUGAGAAUGUGAGUGUACCGCCCCCUGUAGGCUGCAAGCAGAAUUAAUCAUGCACCGUAAGAAAACAGAAGCAAAAUCACAUCCUGUCUUCAUCCACUGAGCAGCAGCAAGCUAAUCUGAGUUUUCAGCUUCGGAGGAGUUAUUAUUAUCUCUUAUUUUAAGUGCCAUACGAAUGUGAAACUAUUUCUUUAAUCUGAUGAGGCUGAUGUCUGUUCCUGUGUUAUAACAAGCAUGUGCAAGGACUUUCUGCCUAUUUGGGGUGUUUGAUGUUUUGACUUGCUUUAUUUGUACCCAGGAUGACUGGCUGAUAUCUGUGUGCUCAUAUGUUUCUCUUUAACUCUUGUUGUCUUGUACCAGUGUUUAAUGUUUGCAGCGUCAUUGAAUAGUCUCUUCUGACCUCCUUACACAAGGGUUGCUAUUUCUUUAUAUUUUAUUAAGACAAAAGAAAGAAUACUGAAAGCACUCAAGGCUUGCACUUCUGCUUCAUACCCUCUUUACACCAGUCAGUUCCCUCUCAAAGACCAAGUCAGUCAUUGCUUUUUUACUCACCUGGAUUAAUAAUGGAGAUUUUCCUUUUUUUUUUUUCACCACUGAUGUUCAUAUUGUAUAUGAUUAGUUGUACAGGCGAUCUAAAGCUUUUUUUUUAUCUUCAAAGAGGUAACACUUUUUUAAAUGCAUUUUCUUUCUCCUUUUUUUUUUAAACAAAAGACUGAGUAUUUAAAAUAUUUUCAGGGAUCUGUAAAGGAAUCUGAAGGUUAAAAGGGUUGUUUAUUUAAAGGAAAAGGUCCACUGUGUACAGGAAAAGCCUCCAUCUCCCUUUUGAAAGAUUGUUUCUUGUAGAAACGUCUUCAUUUUCUGCCCAUUGCGUUGUAAUCCUAAAAUGUGUAAAUAAUGUAACUGUGAAUACUAUAUAUAUUUGUUCCCUGGGAUUUGCUAAGUGAACACAGCUCAGCUGGUGAGCUGGUAGCAGGAAAUUCAGCUUGUGUCAAGCUUCUUUUUUUCUUUUUUUUUUUAACUUUGUGUUGUAAAUUCUAUGAAAAAUUGUUUGCGGUGUGGAGAAUUAAAAAAAAAAGGUGCAGAAUCGGCAUGGGAUGACGUCUGAAGCAUCAGCCGGUUUCUCGUGUCUAUUUAUUAUAUGACAAAUGUAUAAAAAAUUUAAAAAAUAAAUAAAGCAAUUUUGCAUACAACCAUCAA
This is a messenger RNA of Melanotaenia boesemani (Boeseman's rainbowfish), 7977 nucleotides long. It is a transcript of the gene setd1ba, whose product is annotated as SET domain containing 1B, histone lysine methyltransferase a. NCBI's taxonomy places the organism in Eukaryota, Metazoa, Chordata, Actinopteri, Atheriniformes, Melanotaeniidae. Gene Ontology annotation, molecular function: RNA binding; protein binding; histone H3K4 methyltransferase activity. The transcript is spliced from 18 exons. Bases 424 to 5928 code for a protein of 1834 amino acids. Gene Ontology annotation, cellular component: Set1C/COMPASS complex. The record is from RefSeq and is a predicted model, not a curated record.